Molecule: messenger RNA, 1692 nt
Organism: Chenopodium quinoa (quinoa)
Lineage: Eukaryota; Viridiplantae; Streptophyta; Magnoliopsida; Caryophyllales; Amaranthaceae
Product: E3 ubiquitin protein ligase RIE1-like
Exons: 5
Coding region: 152-1249 (365 amino acids)
Source: RefSeq, a predicted model, not a curated record
UUACUACGCAACAAGUCUCACAAAGUAUCAAAUUAGCCUCAAUUAUUACAACAAAAAAACAAAUUCAAUCCAUUUUUUUCUCCUUUGUUAUAAAUCGAUCCAAUUUCGUAAGAAACAAACAAACAAAAACCAUUUUUUUCGAUUAUAGGAAAUGUCUGAAUCGUCGAACGUCUCGGCGCCGCUGCUGCGGUCGUUGCAAGGGUCGUCGGAGGCGGAGAAUUCACCAAGGAUGCCACAAUCAACGGCGUUAGCCCUUCUUCUAGGCCGAGCUGCCGGCCGCCGUGGUCCGUCGAUGUUAGUCCGAGAGACGGCGGCGCGUGAGCUCGAGGAGCGUCGAGCUGAUUGGGGGUAUUCCAAGCCAGUUGUUGCUCUUGAUAUGUUGUGGAAUAUGGUGUUUGUUGUUGCUUCAUUUGUGAUGCUGAUUUUUACUUUUGAUGAAAACCCUAAUGUUCCGAUUAGGGUUUGGAUCUGUGGGUAUGCUGUGCAGUGUUUGGUUCAUGUUUUGUUGGUGUGGAUGGAGUAUCGGAGGCGGAGGAGGAGUGGAAGUUUGAGUGUCCGUCGUGGUAGGGAUGAUGAUGUCGAUGUUGAGGCGGGCGAGGGGGGUGAGUUUAGGGGGAGGUAUGAUUUGGAUGGUAAUGAUAGUGAUGGGGAUGAUGAUGGAGUUAUGUUUGGGGGUUCUGCUCAGUCAAGUUUCUCCAAAAAAUGCGAAUCUGUGAACACAAUGGCAUCAUUUCUUUGGUGGAUUGUUGGCUUUUAUUGGGUGGUUUCUGGUGGGGAGCAGCUACUGCAAGAUGCCCCACGGUUGUAUUGGUUGACUGUUGUUUAUCUGGCAUUUGAUGUUUUCUUCGCCAUAUUCUGUGUUGUGCUGGCCUGUUUAAUAGGGAUCGCCCUAUGUUGCUGUCUUCCAUGCAUUAUAGCAAUUCUUUAUACAGUUGCUGGACAUGAAGGUGCCUCUGAGGCAGAUCUUAGUGUGCUUCCAAAAUACAAAUUUCAGGCAUCAGCUAAUGAUGAAAAGCUUGAUGUGCGUGCUGGAGUGAUGGUUCCAAUGGAGUCUAGUAGUGGAUACUUGGCGACUGAACGUGUUCUUUUACCUGAAGAUGCAGAGUGCUGUAUCUGUCUCAGUUCAUAUGAUGAUGGAGCGGAGCUGAAUGCUCUUCCUUGCAACCAUCAUUUCCAUGCACCAUGCAUUGUGAAGUGGCUUAAGAUGAAUGCAACAUGCCCCCUUUGCAAAUACAACAUCGUCAAAUGAUAGUACAUCUCUGAACAUACGAAGGAAACUGUUUAGCUCUCAAUUGGCUUUCUAUUUGUACAGAUUUGAAAGGGAAGGAAAAUAGUUCCAAGCGUGUGAUGGUCAUCAUUUUGGUCCUUGAUUUGCUGCCUUUUCAAAUUGCUUGCAGCUAUCAUUCUUUUAUAGAUGCUUCUUCCUGCUGGAUUGACCAGCCUGAUAAAUUCAAAUCAAGUUAACGCUUGAAUGGAUGAAAGAUCUUCUACUUAGCUAUGUAUAUCGUUUGAUUAUACUUUUGAUUGUAAUUAUAGAGGUACCAAAAUUUCACGCAAAGAUUUUAGUGCUGUAAGUCUUAUGAUCAUUGUGUGAUUUAUGUAAUCAGUUUAUACGGACCCGUAAAAAAAAUUUAUUUCUGCUGUUUUGUUGAAUAAUAUUUUGUUCUAGAAAUUAGAAGAAAGAGUUGUUUC